Molecule: messenger RNA, 1235 nt
Organism: Silurus meridionalis
Lineage: Eukaryota; Metazoa; Chordata; Actinopteri; Siluriformes; Siluridae
Product: ladderlectin-like
Exons: 8
Coding region: 610-1146 (178 amino acids)
Molecular function (GO): signaling receptor activity
Source: RefSeq, a predicted model, not a curated record
ACCAUCAGUUACAGGACAUUAAAUGCAGUGUCUACAGUGCUGAUUAUAAAUUAACAAUUCUACAUUAAAAAAAAUAAAAUGUGAUGUGAAAUAUAUCAGUGUUGCUUCAUGCUGUGUUAACAUUAGCAUUUGAGGUAUUGAAGCAUGAAGAUGACAGGAUCACACAGCUUACAGGAAUCUCUUUAUUGAAAUGUAAAAGUUUCACAGCUUCCAGUAGGUGAUUUACAAUUAAAAUCUCUCCCAUUUCUGGUAAGUGUUAUAGCAUAAUUCUUAUCAUUUAGAUUGUGUAAUUGGUAGCUUACUUUGAUCCUGGUGUCCAGAGUUCAACAUAGAAACUCGAUCACCAUCACUAUUUUUUAUUCACACUUUUGAACAGAAGCAGUGAUGUAAGAUAUGGAUUUAUCACUGAGAUUUCUGUAAACCAUAAACAAGUUGCAUGACCAUGUUUUACAGUGACAGACAUUUCCUUGUGUAUUAGACACAAUAAAUGGAAUGGACUGGUAUAUAUAGCACCCUGGGAACUUCAUUCAACAGACUGCUCUCAAUUUCUGCUAGACAGAUACAACCUGAAACAUAAGAAUCGUAGCUGCAGUCAUCAUCCUGAUCAUCAUGAAGGUUUGGAUUGUGUGUGUGCUGCUGUGUGCUACCUUUACACUGAGGACUGUUACAGCUGCAGCAAUUGAGACUGGACCUGAGGAGGAACAGGUACUUCAAGUUGAGGAAAAAGAGGAAGCUCCCAAAGUCAAUACUGCUGAAGUUAAAUCAGGCAUCUGUCCACAUGGAUGGGUCAAAUAUGGAUCACGCUGCUUUCGACUCAUGAGAUCAAGUCUGUCCUGGAUCGGUGCUGAGGAACAGUGUGCAGCUGAACAGGCAAGACUGGCAUCUGUACAAAGUCUUGGGGAUCAUAAAUUCCUGCAGAGUUUGCUUGAUAUGGCUGGUCUGUCACAGGCUUGGAUUGGUGCUUACAACUUCCAGGGAACAUGGCUGUGGGUUGACACAGCUCGCUUCUACUACAGUAACUGGUACUCACUGAGCAGUGUGGGCAGCUACCCAUGUGCUCUCAUGAACAGUAAUGUUGGCUGGUCCAAUACUAUCUGUGAACGUGGAUACCCUUUUAUCUGUUCUAUUGAGCUAAAUACAUGUUAAAGUACAGAUGAAUAACUGUCUAUAAUUUUAAAGCUGAUAUGGCAAAAUAAAUCUGUUUUCGGAACACUUGACCUAUAAACACUGUUGAU